This is a messenger RNA of Cryptomeria japonica (Japanese cedar), 1478 nucleotides long. Its product is annotated as BURP domain protein RD22. The transcript is spliced from 2 exons. The record is from RefSeq and is a predicted model, not a curated record. Lineage: Eukaryota; Viridiplantae; Streptophyta; Pinopsida; Cupressales; Cupressaceae.
CAUCAAAGCUCUCGGCGAGCCAAAGCUCCCUAUUUAUACACACAAAUUCCUUCUACGUAGGCAUCUCAGAUUCGCUGUAAUUUGAUGCUAGCAGGAUUGGCUGGCUUCUACAAGAUGAAGAUCUUAAUUGUCAGUAUUGGCUAUCGAAGCCGCCGCUUUGAAUGGUGAAAGAGUAUCUCCGAGCUUAACGUACUGGCACGAGAAGCUGCCGACGACGGCCAUGCCAGAAACUCUGAAGGUCCUCACAGUCAGUAUUGGCUAUCGAAGCCGCCGCUUUGAAUGGUGAAAGAGUAUCUCCGAGCUUAACGUACUGGCACGAGAAGCUGCCGACGACGGCCAUGCCAGAAACUCUGAAGGUCCUCAUCUCAGCCGAGGACGAGAAGGUGGCGGUGAACGUGGGCAAGGGAGGAGUGAACGUGAACGUGGGGAAGGGCAAUACACCACCAAAAGCGCCAGCACCUGCACCGAAAGGCAAGGGAAAAGGCGUUGGGGUAGCUGUGAAACCUCCAGUAAAAGGCGGUGGGGGCGGCGGCGUCUCUGUAAGAACCCCCGGCAAAGGGGUCGGAGUACAUGUCGGCACACAGAGUCCAUACGACUACAACUACGCUGCAGAUACCCAAAUGCUAGCUGACCCAUCUCUCUCCAUGUUUCUGCUGGAAAAAGAUUUGCACAGCGGAACAAAAGUAUCUUUACGCUUAGUCCAGGAGAACAAUCCAGACGCCCAAAAGACUCAAUUUCUUCCCCGUGGUGUAGCAGAACAAAUCCCCUUCACCUCCGACAAGUUUUCUGUGGCUUUGAAGGAGCUCAACGUAGAGCAAGAUUCUGACAUGGGUGUGGCCAUGAAGGAGACUUUACAGGAAUGUGAGAGUCCCGCCAUUAAGGGCGAAAGCAAGUACUGUGCUACAUCGUUGGAGUCCAUGAUUGACUACAGCACUUCAAGGCUGGGAAGCAACCAUGUAACUGUUUUAGCAACCAAUGUUCCAAAGACAGCAAAAUCCAUGAAGCAGGAAUAUACCAUCGUGGGAGUUAAGUAUGUGAGCAAACCAGGGGAGAAAUCGGUGGUGUGUCACAGUCAGAAAUAGGCUUACGCAGUGUUUUACUGCCAUGAAGCUCAGGGCACAAGGACUGCUAGGGUUUGGGUUAAGGGCGAAGAUGGCAGUCGGGCUGAGGCUGUGGCAGUUUGCCACGCAGACACUAGUGCUUGGAACCCUAACCACGUGGCAUUCCAGGUCUUGAAUGUGAAGCCUGGUGCUGCUUCUCUCUGCCAUUUCAUUCCUCAGGAUCACGUUGUCUGGCUUCCAGUCAACUAAGCGACGUCACUUGUUCAGGCGUUCAUGCUAUAUAUACAUUAUAUAUAUACCUAUUUAUAUUGUCGGUACCCAGUAUUAGGCCAUGCUUAUUAAGUUUGUUGUGUGGGGCAGUAGCUCUCUGUCUGUAGUUUUAUCAUUGUACAAUCAAUAAAGGUAUUAUGUUACUGA